This is a messenger RNA of Plectropomus leopardus (leopard coralgrouper), 504 nucleotides long. RefSeq lists its product as uncharacterized. Gene Ontology annotation, cellular component: plasma membrane. The record is from RefSeq and is a predicted model, not a curated record. Gene Ontology annotation, molecular function: signaling receptor activity. NCBI's taxonomy places the organism in Eukaryota, Metazoa, Chordata, Actinopteri, Perciformes, Serranidae. Gene Ontology annotation, biological process: inflammatory response; signal transduction.
GUGUUGUUGGUGAUCUAUUGCUGCACUGCUUCAGGAAUCUACAAUCUACAGAUAAUGGAGCCAAUGAAUUCACUUGAGACUGCAGACACUCAGUCACAGCCUGCUGUCCCACUGUCUCCCUCGGUUUAUGUUCCUCCAUCACUGAGAGAUGGUGAGUGUUACCAUGUCUUCAUCAGCUACAGCAGCACUGACUACCAGUGGACCCACUCCCUCAUCAACCAGCUGGAGUCCUGCAGCCUGCAGGUCUGCUACCAUGAGCGAGACUUCACUCCUGGCCGCACCGUGUUGGAAAACAUGUCCGACUGCAUCCAGGAGAGCCAGAAGGUCCUCCUGGUUCUCAGCCCGGAGUUUGUGAGGAGCCGCUGGUGUCUCCUGGAGGCCAACAUGUCUCUGUUUAGAGACUGUCUGGAGAGGAAACCCAUUGUCCCAGUGUUGCUGGAGCCAGGAGUCCCUGUUCCUCUUCACCCUAUGCCACCUCACCUAUCUGGAGGCCAACGACCCUGA